GCGGCCGCGCGUAGCCUGGCACAGGUCCUGGCGCCCAGAGUCGCCGCGCGGCCGCGGGUGAGCCGCAUGGAGCCCCGGGCGGCGGACGGCUGCUUCCUGGGCGACGUUGGUUUCUGGGUGGAACGGACCCCUGUGCAUGAGGCAGCCCAGCGGGGUGAGAGCCUGCAGCUGCAACAGCUGAUCGAGAGUGGUGCCUGUGUGAACCAGGUCACUGUGGACUCCAUCACGCCCCUGCACGCGGCCAGUCUGCAGGGCCAGGCGCGGUGCGUGCAGCUGCUGCUGGCAGCUGGGGCCCAGGUGGAUGCUCGCAACAUCGACGGCAGCACCCCGCUCUGCGAUGCCUGCGCCUCGGGCAGCAUCGAGUGUGUGAAGCUCUUGCUGUCCUACGGGGCCAAGGUCAACCCUCCUUUGUACACAGCAUCCCCCCUGCACGAGGCCUGCAUGAGCGGGAGUUCCGAAUGUGUGAAGCUUCUUAUUGAUGUCGGGGCCAAUCUGGAAGCGCACGAUUGCCAUUUUGGGACCCCUCUGCACGUUGCCUGUGCCCGGGAGCAUCUGGACUGUGUCAAAGUGCUGCUCAAUGCAGGGGCCAACGUGAAUGCGGCAAAGCUUCAUGAGACGGCCCUUCACCACGCGGCCAAGGUCAAGAAUGUUGACCUCAUCGAGAUGCUUAUCGAGUUUGGCGGCAACAUCUACGCCCGGGACAACCGUGGGAAGAAGCCGUCUGACUACGCGUGGAGCAGCAGCGCUCCAGCCAAGUGCCUCGAGUACUACGAAAAGACACCUCUGACUCUGUCGCAGCUCUGCAGGGUGAGCUUGAGGAAGGCCACUGGUGUCCGAGGGCUGGAGAAGAUCGCCAAGUUAAACAUCCCGCCCCGGCUCAUCGAUUACCUCUCCUACAACUGAGCUGCACGCGGGGUCAGGGCCGCGACUCUCCCGUUGUCCCAGCGUUGCCCGGGUGAGGGCUCUGCCUGUGCCUCUGAAGCAGCGUGAUUGCUGUAGAUAGAGCAACGCUCCUUCCAGUCCUUCCUGCGAUGCUGUGUAGGCUUCUCUUCUGGAUCCUGGAUAAAGUUUCCAGGGUGUUGGGAAGGCCUGCGUCUCAGGUCACAGUUGUGGGUGUGACCCUGCACUGUUCUACGGAACCUACCUCCCCACUGGGCGUGGGCCAGUUUUCCUCUUUUAUGGGCCGUCCUCAAAGGCACUCUCAGGACAGACGGCGUGGGGAGCACAGAGGAGGCUGGCAGAGCUGGGGACUCGGGGCAUUGUUGCUAAUUCCCAUUCGCCUGGGCAGCCGGCCACAGAUGCACAGGUCCCAGGUGCAGGCCGCCACCUCCGGGUCGGCACCAGGACUGCCCUCGGUGCUCAUAGGGAACGGCUCGGCCCACGGAAGGUCGGCCUGGCAUGUGGCCUGGGACCGCUGCUCUGCUGGCUGCUGUGUGGAUGCUCUUCCUGGAGCACUUUCCAGAGCAUCCCCCAGCCCCGAGCCUGGGCGCAUCCGUCACUCAGGGGCUUUCUAUGGGUGUUUGUAGGGGAAGGCCCUGACUUUGUAUACCCCACAAGUAGCACUGAGUUUCUUAGGAAAUUCGUCUUCAGUAUUAGGUCUUAAAGUCUUGUAAAAAGUUUAUGUGUAGGAUAAAAACCUUUUAGAGAACAUGUAGGCGGUACCACUAAGGUUUUGCUAAUGAGCCAUUCAGACCCACAGCAGUGUGAAGGUGUGUCAAAUUGUAUAUUCUCGUGGCUUGGCAUUCUCAGUGCAAAGGGCUGUUUGGAGACUCUGUGGGAAUUGCUUUUCAUCUGUUUCUAUGGUUGUCAAAUGAAUUCUUCACCCACCCUGCAGUUUGUGAACUCCUUGAAGCUAUCAAAUUAGUAAGAGAGGCUGCCCACACCCGGGAGGCACCAUCACCCACUUACUAUUUGGUUCUGCGGAUACUCAUGGAACAUCUAUCACAUCCAGCAUUGUCCCAGUGUUUUGAGUUGGACGGGAAUGGGACUCUGCAGCCAAGCGGGAUAAGAAAAUCUCGCAAUCCCGUCCUGCACUGAUAGAAACAGGUCGGUCUGCAUUAUAAGCCAUUGGUGGAGCAUUCAGUAGCCUAUUCAGACUGCAUGGGCCGGCCUAGGAGUCUUUGUCUUCAUACAUUUUAAGAACCCCGCCCACAACAGGGAGUUAAACUGGGAGGACCUUUGCAUGAUUAGUUCAGGGAUGUGUGGGCUUCUGGGGCAAUGGAGAACGGGUCAGGCCUGUGCUGGGGACAGUGUGCCCAGAAAAGGGAACGUGGUACUCACUGGAUGUACCCAGGCCGGCCCGAACCUCCCGCCGUGGACAGUGCGGGAGAGAGUGAGCCUGAGCUGCCCAAGGCGAUGCCCUUUGUGUGUAUGACUGAAGGCCUCUCCGCGUGGGUACUUGGGGGUGGGGCCACAAAUCUGGCGAAAAACUUCAUACUGGCCGCCGUGGGGUUUCUCUUCUCCAGCGUUCCAGCCGUUGUCAUGGCGGGUCUUUGUCUGAAACUGAGAAGAAGAAGAGCAUUCCUGUUUGAUCACCGCCUUAGAUACCAGUUCUGGAUCAGUCAGUGUUUCUGCAUGGAAUAACAACCAUUAAAAAAAAGUGUUGGAUUCUGCCCUUUCAUCUUUGUAAGCGAUUCUUGCCUCUAGCAAUGACGUCUGGUGAUGUCUCACAGUAGAGCACUUAGUGCAGAAUCAGGUCCCCACGGCUGUUGCUCAAUAAAAGUGGUGGAAUAAAGUGCA
Piliocolobus tephrosceles (Ugandan red Colobus) is the source of this 2739-nucleotide messenger RNA. RefSeq names its product ankyrin repeat and SOCS box containing 13 (gene ASB13). Gene Ontology annotation, biological process: positive regulation of protein catabolic process; protein ubiquitination; intracellular signal transduction. Lineage: Eukaryota; Metazoa; Chordata; Mammalia; Primates; Cercopithecidae. The transcript has 7 exons. The record is from RefSeq and is a predicted model, not a curated record. The coding region runs from base 67 to 903 and encodes 278 amino acids. Gene Ontology annotation, molecular function: protein binding.